This is a messenger RNA of Lytechinus variegatus (green sea urchin), 1549 nucleotides long. RefSeq lists its product as uncharacterized. The transcript is spliced from 4 exons. Gene Ontology annotation, molecular function: protein binding. The coding region runs from base 147 to 1400 and encodes 417 amino acids. NCBI's taxonomy places the organism in Eukaryota, Metazoa, Echinodermata, Echinoidea, Temnopleuroida, Toxopneustidae. The record is from RefSeq and is a predicted model, not a curated record.
GCUAUUAAACCGGGGAAAUGGGAGGUUAGACUGAUGCAAUUAACAUGAUUAACCUUUUAACUGGCGAGGUCAAUCAUCAGGUGGAUAUAUCAACUUGAACCCUUCAUAAUAUCUGUUUCCUCAUCAUUCCAAGAUAUCUAAACAACAUGGAUCAUAAACAUCGAUACUUGGAAAGCUGCCAGAAUCCUUCAUCGCCAAGUGCUCCAGUUUUGUUUGAUGACCUAGAAGACGUAUUUACAGAAAACUCUGAUGUUCCUUACCAAACAAAUGAUGAUGCAAUCACUAGAGAGGGUAUUCCGAAAACAUCAACUCCAGCCAAGAAAAAUGGAGCAGAAAAGGAAAUGUCGCCGCAGAUGCAGAGGUCCCCUGAACCAGAUCGGAAAGCAGAUGGACACGUGACCGAGACUGGCAGUCCAAUGGGAGGUGGAGUAGGCGGGGCAGUAGGAGGGGCUUAUAGUGGCGCCAAAGGUGAGCCUGCAUGCGGGGAGGAGACUCCUGUGCCGGGACCGCCUCACGGACAACCGAGCCCCAACGUUUCGAAACCCAACCAAAUAUAUCCAGUACCGGAACCUAUCGCAGAGAUAUCUUCUAUUCAUGACACCUCGAGCGACGGCGAUGUCCUUCGCAAUCCGGAACCUCGUCGAAAAUCUGAUCCGACCACUCCCAUGGAAUUUUCUUCAUUGCCAUCUCCUGAGUCUCUUGUAACGAUGAUGUCUUCUUUCCAGCAAGCUGCAGAUAAAUUUGACAAAUUAAGAAGGGGCUACCACAGUCAAUGUGUUAGGAGAAACUUGCAACACUCGAAGUCCGUCGAGAAUAUAAGAUCUUUAACCAAUUCUGUGAGCUCCCAGCAAGAAGACAUAGAAGAAAUACGCACGCUGAUAGGAUAUCUCAUGAGAGAUAUGGCAGAUUUGAAGUCAAGACUUGGAGCUAGUGGAAAAAGACCAGAAGUCGCCAUGCACUGUAGCCGAAACACAUUUGCUUCGAGUUCAACCCACUCCAUACCUUAUGACUCAGAGAGGGAGCAGGGGCACCAAUCUUUCAUCCUACCAUCCACGGACCUGAACAUCCGAGCAGAACUCUUCCUCGUCGGAUAUGACACUGGACAAGGCACACAUCUCUCCCUCCGGAUCGAAGCAAAGUCCGGCAACGCGAAAGAGACCGGUCAACUGCCCUCCCAAUGCCGAUUCGAGAUCCGUAUUCUCAACUUCGACGAUGAAGACGAAACCCGAAAGAAAUCGAAGGACUCCAACUCUAAGGAAAAUGACGGCGGCAUGCAUGUCGUUGAGUUUCCAAAGGUGAUUGAGAAAGAUGUUGUCGAGAACGAAGCCCUUGGAUUCAAGAAGAAUGGCAUGUUAAGGGUCACGCUCAUUGUUUCUUGGGAGGAGAUAAAUGGCGAAUAAAAUGGGGACCAUUCCAGGAAAGGGCGACUUGGUGCUACCACACGCCAAUACUCAUAUAAAUACAUAAUAUAUGUACACUCAGCAAAAAAAGUUCUUGGACACUUACAAAAGUUAAAAUAUUCCAUAUAAAUAUUUGAUUGAAGGCAAAU